Molecule: messenger RNA, 9086 nt
Organism: Trichoplusia ni (cabbage looper)
Lineage: Eukaryota; Metazoa; Arthropoda; Insecta; Lepidoptera; Noctuidae
Gene: Hira
Product: protein HIRA homolog
Biological process (GO): regulation of DNA-templated transcription; chromatin remodeling; DNA-templated transcription
Cellular component (GO): HIR complex; nucleus
Molecular function (GO): protein binding; nucleosome binding
Source: RefSeq, a predicted model, not a curated record
UCAUGCGCAUGCUCAAUGACUGAACACCCAUUAUGAUCUGUCAAAACGGUGCUGUCACUGUGGGAACGAGACAACGUACUCCAAGGCAGAUAGUGUGUGUCCUUCUUUGGCUGUGACAACAUUCUUGGUCCCGUAGACAACAGUCGAUUUUACAAGCGUUAGCGCUGAUCAAACAUUGAAAUUUUCAAAAAUUCGGGCCAUUCGCGGGUGAUCAGUGUUAGCCCUUAUACUAAUGUCACUUGUCUAGCGGGCCAGACCGAAUUUAACAGAUCAUAAUACAGGUACAGAUCUACGAACCUUCCGAGUAGAAACAAAAACAAAAACAAUUGAAUUCCAACUUUAUUUUAGAAGUUUAAUUAGUUAGCUGAAAGACAACAGACGGAGAGUCGUAAGAUAUAGGUCUUAAUGUUGAUUUUCUAUUGUAUUAAUGUUUUUGUUUGUGCGCCUCGGAGGUGCGUGACCUGAAAAGACUAGGUCAUACAUAAAUAGACCCGAAUCACGUAACACUAAAACAUCUGAAGCAAGCAUUUUUAGUAAACAUCUAGUGAAAGUAAUAUAAACAGAUAUCGAUUAUAAUAAAACGUAAUAAGGACCUUCUCAAGUGGGCAGAAAAGCAGUAAAAACUGACUGCAGAAAAUAUGAGCCUGAUCAAGUUUAUCACUUCAAAACGAUAUUAAAAGGUAAUCCAGUUGCAGAUACUUUCUGCAAUCGAUUUUCAAUGUUUUUUUUAGCUGUUGAUCUCAAUGAUUUAUGAAACUAGCUCGUUUGCGUAUCGUGAUAAGGAAUUGCAUACCAUUUUAUAAUAACCAGUUCAACGGUUUACUAAUAAAGUAAAUACAUAUUAUUUAGUUACUAUAGUGAAACUGAUUCACUUUGAAAUGGUGCAACGGGGUUGCUCGACUAGUUUUGGACCUAACCGGGGGCCUUAAUCAUGAGCUGACGCAGCGAGGUCGCGUGUCGAACUCGUGACCCUGCAGCGUCAAAUCGCCGCCCGAUAAAUACGCUUUAGUAAACCGUUGCAUCAUUUAAUAAUGUAAACAGAUAAUAUAAUAUUAAAGAGUCCAAAGGACAUCGACGGGUUUGGAGCAUGUGUUCUUUUACUGGAGAAAAACAUGUUAUGAAUUGAAAGGUUAGAAUUGAGAUAAUCAACAAAACACAGUGUAUCUUCAAUGUGGGAAUCACAUGCCUCAACAUUAAGCAAUAGAUAGUCAGCAUCACAGUAACAUUAGUAAGGACAUGGAUUUGUCCUUCAAGUCGGAAAACUAAUUCAUAAUUAUCUCAAUUGCAUCUCAAACAGCUACUAGAACAACAAAAGGGUAUAAAGCGCAAUUGUAUCAAUAUUUAACUAAUUCAUUGUGACUAAAACAAAGGACACACUAAGUACUCUUAGUACACACAUUGACAACUACGCAGAUACAAUGAAUGGUACCUAAGUGUAAAACAAAGAUUGUUUACUUUGUACAGCGUAAUUCACCUUAUUGUCUGAUGAAAGUCAAUCAUUCAAUCAUGUUGCUAACUGUGAGAAAAGAAUUAACGACUGUAGGAACUGCUUGAAUGUUCAUGUCUAUUUUUUUUAAUACAACUCUCGCAUUUAAGAACUGAAUCAUAUCGAUAAAAAUUUAGUCACAUGGACAAAGACACCCAAACUCAGGACAAGCAUUCGCGGAUCACACAAAUGCUUAUCCUAAACGGAGAUCAAAACCCGCGACAGCGGUCAGUAGUUUUGGCGUGGUGGUAGACCUCAACCACUCGGCUAUCAGUGCAAGUAACGCAGGGGACCUACCAACACCUCUUGAAGUGGGAAUGUAGCAGUAGUGCCAUCUGUACACAACAAUUCAAGAUUGAAGCAUGCGAUUUCUCCAACGGCUUAUUAAACGAACUAGGUCAGAUCACCGUGCAUGAAGCACCAGCAUGCAUCUAAUGUAAUGAUUAGUAGCAGAAUUUCGUCAGUGAAUAAAAGGCAUCGAUUUUAGUGAGGAGGAGGAUCAUACCUUUUGAUUUAACAACGGUUUACUAAGGCGUAUUGAUUGGGAUAGCCAGAAUAAUUUCGGUCCCUAGGGUAUCGUUAAGAACGAACCGACGCUGCACUGUUUUUAAUUUGUUCGUGAAAUGAGAAAAUAUCAGCAACUUGCGGUCGUAACGGUGGUAAGUCCUAAGCUUUGAACUUAUUGCUAAUUCAUCACUAACACUUUAACAAGCCUGAAGUUGUAUGACAGAGGAAAACAAAAAGAAUUACAGACAUACAAUAUAACAUGACAUGAUUGGACAUAGAGCAGCCAACCUUUGAUAACAGCGUCAAUAUCGAAUAGCAGACAAGCAUGCGUUAUUAUUCUUCUAUUUCCCGGCCAACACCUAACACCAAGAAUUUAUCGAAAACGGAUGACCGGGCACAUGUCAUAACAAACAUCCUCGCUACCUAAAACUUAAACAAGGAGAACCACGUUGAAAUCGAAAAUACGUUUAUUAUUAAUGUGGUAACGGUCAACAAUCGAAGUUUCACACGUGACCGAAAACAAAGGAGAGUCAUACGAUGCUGAUACACGUGCGGCACACCAACCAGGUACUAGCACCUCUUCAGAUAACAUCGUUGCAGUUGAAGAAGAGAGACAGCGCUCUACACCGUGUCUAAUGCUGUCUCGCUUCGACAACUGCAACAGCCUUACUUUAAGCAGUGGCAGUGGGACUACAGAACGUGGUGGACGGCAUGUUUACUUCUGCGGAACAAAGGUUACGUAGACAUCACAAAAUUACACAAGCACAUAUGCGUAAUACUGAACGACAUUAGACUGCGUUUCCAAGACAGAUGCGUAGCACCGAAUAUUUUUAAAGAAACAAUAGAAUUGCUUUAUGUGGGCAUAAUUACAGACGUGCUGAAGCUUUGCAACGUUUCUCUAAGCUGUAUUUUGAUUUACCGGCAAUUACAAAUAGCUCCUCAAAACUAACUAAACUUAACCGGGUUCCUCAAAAAUAAGACUUUUCGGAAAAGAGUUCCUCAAGACAGAAUAAUAAUAAGAAACAUGAAGCAUUGUUUACAAAAUGGGUCAGUAGUUGGAACAAACAAUUGCGGCUCAGACAAGUGAAUAAAUAAACUGUUGAAUAGCCCCCUUUUAAAGCAAUUUAUGUGGAGAAAAGGUGGCUUUCUUUUACAUUUUAAGUGUUUCUAUCAACAUGGGCAAAUUACCAUUUCGCAAAAAAAGCUUCAUGGUUUGAGGGAACUGUUAAUAGAAGUGAGAGCUUUAAAAAGGAGGAAAUUUCAGUGGAAUCUACCAUCAGAUAACAAAGUAUGCUGAGCUAGAGUUUAUUGACCCCUUGGCAUAUAUUAUAUAGCUCACGUUUGCAUUUCCUUGCGAGUGGUACAAAAUUGAGUUUAUUUCGAGUUAUGAAAGUUUCAACAUAAAGUAACUGUCCAAACAAAAGAGAAAAAACAAAAUCUCCAUAAAGGCAUAGAAAGACAAAUAUAAGAACAGCUCUAAUUGAAUCCUACAAGAGCUUCACUUCUUUAUUUUCUUCUUUUUUCCACGUUUUUAUACACUCACUUUUCUUUUUUGUUUUCAUUCCGGUUGGUUUUUUGCAACACAAUUUGGAGGCACUUCCUCAUAAGCUAGGAGGCUGAAAUUUUCAGAGUAGCUUAAAACACGAUGACAAUGCAGUUUAUAACUAUAAAAACCGUUGGACCGAUUUCGAUAAAAUUUUAAUGGAGAAAGCGGAAGGGUGUCGGACCUUCACUUAAAUAUCGAUACACGAAUAGAUUUCUAAUGAGAAGAAUUAAUGCAAUGAGUUGAGAUUUUUCCAACUAAUUAUAUAAUAUAAACAUUUUAAUUAGAAAUAUAUGCUUAUAAUAUUAAUACUCAGGCGUGAAUAAUUAGACUCAUAAAUCAUCUAACACAACGUUUGCCCUACUAACGUGCUGCGUUAUCAGGUCACUGAUAAGUCAUGUAGAUCAAAGAAGAGUUUCGCACCAGUCUUCGUUAAUAUUUUCAUUACCAAACUUUAAACUAAGUAGGUUUACGACUAAAAUUCAUAAAAAAAAUACGCCCGACUCUACAUGGUGUACCAUUUUAUGCGCAAUAUAUGGAAGUAAUUGGUUCAUUACAGGCUUCUGAAUCGAAUUCCAUGGAAAUUAAGGUAUUUUAAUUUAACAGUAAAGUUCUUUGCUAUGGUUUAGAGUCAACAUAUAUAACAAAUAAAAUGCUAUUGAAAAUAUUAUAAUAGACUCAAAAUUACGAAAAUCAUAUUAUUAUUCUAUUUGCACUAAUUGAAGUGUUACGGAAAAGACCGGGAUCCAAUAUUCCGGUUCACCCUUUGGCUUGAAUGAUUGAAACCCGUUCUGUAUCUAUUCACGUGAUUCGGCUUUCCGGCAUACCUACUAAUAUUCAGUACAAUGAGAUUAUAUACAUUAGCCUAUUGUGUGUCCUUGUCCAGUUGAAAGUAUUGUGUUAGUUUGAGUGCCAAGGCAAUGGAAGAAGCAACGCAAGAUUUACGGGACUCUGGCACCUCUCGUUCGGACACGGGCAUGAGAAAGGAGCGAAUGUGUGGAGCACUCGCCAAGUUCGAUAAACCUAUAUUUUCCGUUGAUAUACAUCCUACGGGGAAGAGAUUUGCUACCGGAGGCCAAGGUGGAGACUCCGGCCGAGUCGUGGUCUGGAACUUAAACCCCGUUUUGUUUGAGGCAGUAGAGGUGGACCCAAACAUUCCCAAAAUGCUUUGUCAAAUGGAUAACCACUUAGCAUGUGUAAACUGUGUCCGAUGGAGCAAUGGUGGCAAGUAUUUGGCUUCUGGUGGUGAUGACAGACUGGUGAUGGUGUGGGGCCUCAGCGUGGCAGCCAUUGGUACUCCCGGCAAGCACAAGGCUGAGACUUGGAGAUGUUUGGCUACAUUGAGAGGUCAUGCAGGUGAUGUGUUGGACCUAGCAUGGUCACCGCUAGAUAAGUGGCUAGCAAGCUGCAGUGUGGACAACACAAUAAUUAUCUGGAAUGCAGAGAAGUUUCCAGAAAUGGUGUGCGUCUUAAACGGACACACGGGACUUGUGAAAGGUGUUGCUUGGGACCCUGUGGGAAAAUAUCUAGCAUCUCAAUCUGAUGACAAGUCUCUGAGGGUAUGGAAAACCGCAGACUGGGCACAGGAAGUUAUUAUCACUGAACCAUUUGAGGAGUGUGGAGGCACGACUCACGUGUUGCGCCUGUCGUGGUCCCCUGACGGGCAGUACGUGCUGUCGGCCCACGCUAUGAACGGCGGCGGCCCCACCGCGCAGGUCGUGGAGCGGGACGGAUGGCGCUGCGACAAGGACUUCGUGGGACACAGGAAGGCUGUCACCUGCGCUCGCUUCAACAACAACAUAUUCGUGAAGGAGGGCAGGAAGUACUGCUGCGCGGCGGUGGGGUCCCGCGACCGCGCGCUCAGCAUCUGGCUGACGUCGCUGAAGCGGCCGCUCGUGGUCGUGCACGACCUGUUCAGCGACAGCCUGCUCGACCUGUCCUGGAGCUCCGACGGUUUGAACCUCUUGGCUUGUAGCUCAGAUGGCACUGUGGCUUGUAUACAGUUUACCAAUAAGGAGAUCGGAACACCACUUACAUUGGAUGAAAAGAAUUCUUUUUACGAAAAAAUCUACGGCAAAUGUUUGGCCAAUGAGUCUGGCGGGGAUUUGUCCGCCAACUUGUUGGUGGAGUGUCCUGAGAUACUGCUGGCUAGGGAGAAGCAGGAGGCCAAGAAGGAAGCCGCCAAAGAGGAGACCACGCCCAAGAGUGAGAAGUCACAGUCCAAGAUCUUAUUAAGUCCAUCGCCGGCGUCGUGCGGUACGUCGUCCACUCCGCUGCGGCCCAUGGACCGGCAGAUCGAGACCCGCACGUCGGACGGCAAGCGACGCAUCACGCCCGUCUUCAUACCGCUCACACACGCAGACGCCAAUGAGUCCCUUGGCUCACAGCCGGGUGGCACAGAGAACUGCUUCAGCACAUCGUCUCAGAGCAAGUCGCGCAUCAAGGUGGAAGUGAGAGAUGACAUCGUCAUACAUCCCAAUGUCAGUAACCAUGCCACGUCUACGCAACAAAACAACUCCAGAACCAGUGACAAUUCAGUCCGCAGCGGGCUGGACUCGCGGCUGCGCAAGCACGGCGCGGGCGCGCUGCCCGGGCCGCGCGCCGCCGAGCUGGGGGGCGGGCGCGCGCCCGGCCCCGCCCCCGGCCCCGCCCCGCCGGCCCCGCCCCGCCGCACGCUGCCCGCGCCCGCGCUCGGCACCGCCGGGCCCGUCGUCAGGGCCGCCGGACUGCUGCGGCUACAGGUGGUAAACAAAGCAUUCAACACACAGUACGGGACGCUCGCGCGCCUACAACUGUUACCAAACAACUCUGCCUCUACUGAUCCUGUUUGGGAGACUUAUUUAGGCUCCCCGGUGUCGUGCCUGGCGUGCGACGCGCGCUGGGCGUGCGCGGCGUGCGCCGACAGCACGCUGCACGUGUGGCGCCUCGCGCGCGCCGGCGCCACGCGCGCGCUGCCGCCCAUCGCGUUAAUGUCGCAAGCCGCCAAGCUGACUCUGUCAGGCGACACGCUGGCGGUGGUCACGACGUCCGCCGAGCUGGCGAUGUGGGAGCUGGCCUCUGCCGCCUGCGUCAUCCGCCCGCUCUGCUUCAGGGCGCUGCUCACUCCCGGCGUAACGGUAACAAAUUGCUCGUUAAUGGACGACGGCAACCCGAUGAUCGCACUCAGUAACGGCAAGAGCUAUAUCUACAGUAAACAACUAUGUGUCUGGGUGGUGUGGUCAGACGCGAGCGACCCGCUGUGGCGCAGCAGCGGCGGCGCCGCGCACCCGCCGCGCGCGCGACACGCGCGACACGCGCGACACGCGCCGCUCGCCAGGCCCGCGCCAGGGAACAACAGCAGCUACAGUUCAGGCGCGGCCCGCAGCUGGCUGGAGGCUCAGGUCGCCUCGUGUCUGCAUCUGAAGCUCGCUAAGGACUACCGACACUGGAUCACCACGCUGUUCUCACAUCUCGUCAACCACGGUAACGAGGAGCAACUCCGGUCGAUACUAGACGACAUGCUCGGCCCCAGUCACUGCACCUCAACACCCAAGAUAUGGCAGUCAACAAUUCUGGGUAUCAGAAAACACGAUUUAUUAGAAGAGAUGCUUUCCCUCCUAGUUCGGCAGCUGCGCUGGCAGCGAUUGUACGCGGAGUACUCCGACCAGCUCAAUGACAUCAAGAACAGUGGCGCCGUCGUCAACGGUCACUGAUACACAGACACAGUGCGAAAAUAUGCGCUUAUAUAACAUACAUUGAAACUGGAACUAGUGAUUAAUGUUUCCUAGUAAAUACGGUGACCAAAAUCGUGUUUUUAGUUUCGUAUAUAGCUUAAAUAAGGUUGAAUAUGUAAAAAAAAAUGUAUAUGUAAAAGUUAUGAAUUGUAUGACCUUAUUCUAUUUGUGGUUGAUUGUAAAAUUGUCUUCGUAUUAAUUCAUGAGUUGUGAUUUUGUAAUUGUGUUUGGAUGAACUGCAAACAAUUUUUUUUUGUUGUCGAGUUGUAUUUCAGAAUGAGAAAUCGGUCGUGCUUACUCACAUUUGACUCGCCUGAUGGUCUAGUGGUCCAGAGGUCAUGGGUUUGAUUCCCACUCAGGAUAUGUGUUUGCGUGAUGAGCCUGAUCAUUUAUAAGAUGUAUUUAUUUAUGUAAGUAUGUUUAUCGUUUGUCUAGAACUCAUAAUGCAAGCUUUGCUUAUAUUGAGACUAGAUUUGAAUAAAAAAUAUUACUAUAAAGUCGUCAAAAGUGAUAAAAAUUUUAGCAUGCAAGCAAGUAUUGAUAAAAAAUAUUGUUUACAGUAGAUCUCGAACACUCGUUGUGAAUAUUAUUACUUUAAAGCAAUAAAUGUGUUUUGUGUAUUAGAUUUGUGAACAAUUCCGCCUCACUCAGUCUUGUAUGUCAAGUUUAGUUUUUAUGUUUACUACCAUUAUUUAUUAAUAUAAAAAUUAUUUAGUUUAGGCAGUAACAUAAGUCCCUAAUUUUACCCCAGCAUAAAGUAAUUAAACUGCGAAUUCUUUUUACUUUUACAUUAUUUUAUUUUGAAACAAAAACUGUUGAUUUGAAUUGCAUACACUGAAGGAUCAAAAAUAAUUGUUGUGAAUGAUCAUCGUAUUAACUUGUUUGGUCUAGUCAAAUUGGUUCACUGUCUAAAGUAUUACAUAAUUUAGUGAUUAAUUAUAAUUAAUAUUUUAGCAAUUAUAACCGUAACCAAAUUUAGUGAUCACAGACUAAUUGACUUAUAUCUUCCUUUUUUAUCUAGCCCCCUGUGUCCCACUGCUGGGCAAAGGCCUCCCCCCAAUUCUUCCAAGAUUCUCUAUUCUGGGCCUCAUGGAUAUACAUAUAUCUUCCUUACAAUAUUGAAAAUGAAUAAUAGUUUGUGACAUCUAUGCAUCAUCCUUGAAAGUAAUCAAAUCUUUUAGGCUUUGAAAAAUGUGACGGUAAUUAGCGGCUGAAUUUAUUUAAAUACCUUUGUAAUUUUUCAAUAUUUUCUUUUGGAAUGGGUUCAUGUAUAUUAUUGUAGAUAAUAAUAUUCUAAUUCAAUACAAGAAAUGAAAUAAUGUGCUAUGUAAAAACAAUUUAGGAAUUAUGAAAUUAAAGACGACUUAUUUCUAUGAAAUAAUUCGAAUGUGUUGUAAAUCAGAUAAUAUAUGUGAAGAAUAUAUAUUCUCAUGUUUAAUAGUAGUAUAAGUUUUGUAAAUAACGGCUUGCUACUGCCAAUUUGUAAUAUUAUAUAAUGAAUUAAUCAAGUUAUUGUAAAAACAACAAAUAGAUUCUUGUGUAAUUGACGAUAUAGAUACAAGUUCCAUUUUUAUUUGUUUGUCUUAUCAGUGUGAAUUUUUACUUUUACAUAAUGAUGUACUGCAACGGUAAACCUAUUUGGUAUGUUUUUAUAGGAAAAAAGAUUUAAGUUGUUUUUUAACCCAACAUGUAUCUUUAUUUAAAAAAUACUAGAUUGUCAUUUGUGUCUAUAAUCGUCAUAGUAUGGUGCCAAUUACAUAGUUAUGUAUAUUAGCCGACAGAACUGCACAGCAAGACUGUUUUGUAGAGUUUUAGCAAUAAACAUGUAUUUCCUGUA